AUAACUAAACUAAAAUGGACCCGAUUAACGGAAAUAUGGAACAAAGCUGGGAAAUCCACUAAAUCUGGUACCAUUUUUACUUGCCAAUUGAAAAUAUUUUUUACCCUUGUUGGUUCAAUCUCUACAAAAUAUAAGUUACAGGGCAGCUGCUCGCCGAUUCUCCCUCUUCAAAGCCGCCGGCAAUUUUCCUGUGAAACAAACUAGUAAAAGGGAGAAAACCCAUCUGAAAAUGAAUACCGUGAAUCUGGGUUCGUGGGUUCAGACCUGCUUCGUCUCUAACCAAGCAACUAGAUCCAGAUCCAUACCCAUACCCAGAUCCUCAACUUUUAGUCCUUUCAAAAGAUUCGGUCUGCCGGUGGUGGCGUUCCCAACAAAAUCCCGUCCUGUUUCUUCUGUUCCUUUUAUCUCUUCUGUCCUUACCAGGGAAGAUACCAUCAAGGAAGAAGAGCAAGACCCACAUAAACCUACCUUUGAUUUCAAAUCCUAUAUGGUCCAAAAGGCGAACUCUGUCAAUCAAGCCCUGGACGCUGCCGUUUCGCUCCGGGAGCCUUUGAAGAUCCACGAAGCAAUGCGCUACUCGCUCUUGGCUGGGGGGAAGCGCGUGAGACCGGUGCUCUGUCUAGCGGCGUGUGAGCUCGUCGGCGGGCAGGAAUCCGCGGCCAUGCCGGCUGCUUGUGCCGUCGAGAUGAUCCAUACCAUGUCGCUAAUCCACGACGACCUCCCCUGUAUGGAUAACGAUGAUCUUCGCAGAGGAAAACCCACAAAUCACAAAGUCUUUGGCGAGGAUAUCGCUGUCUUGGCCGGAGACGCGCUUCUCUCUUUUGCAUUCGAGCACAUGUCAGCAUCCACUAUUGGUGUCACGCCGGAACGAAUUGUGCGUGCUGUAGGGGAAUUAGCGAAAUCAAUUGGAACGGAAGGGCUGUCAUCAACCUCAAUGAAGCGUGCAGGUGAACAGCCCAUCAACUUCAAUAAAACAUACGGGUGGAACAGGCCACCAACUUCAAUGAGGCGCACAGCCACAAGGGCAGCUGCUUGCCGAAUCUCCCUCUUCAAAGCGGCCGGGAAUUUUCCUGUGAAACAAACUAGUAAAAGGAAGAAAACCCAUCUGAAAAUGAAUACUGUGAAUCUGGGUUCGUGGGUUCAGACCUGCUUCGUCUCUAACCAAGCAACUAGAUCCAGAUCCAUGCCCAUACCCAGAUUCUCAACUUUUGGUCCUUUCAAAAGAUUCGGUCUGCCGGUCGUGGCGUUCCCAACAAAAUCCCGUCCUGUUUCUUCUGUUCCUUUUAUCUCUUCUGUCCUCACCAGGGAAGAUACCAUCAAGGAAGAAGACCAAGACCCACAAAAACCUUCCUUUGAUUUCAAAUCUUAUAUGGUCCAAAAGGUGAAUUCUGUCAAUCAAGCCCUGGACGCUGCCGUUUCGCUCCGAGAGCCUUUGAAGAUCCACGAAGCAAUGCGCUACUCGCUCUUGGCUGGGGGGAAGCGCGUGAGACCGGUGCUCUGUCUAGCGGCGUGUGAGCUCGUCGGCGGGCAGGAAUCCACGGCCAUGCCGGCUGCUUGUGCCGUCGAGAUGAUCAAUACCAUGUCGGUAAUCCAGGACGACCUCCCCUGUAUGGAUAACGAUGAUCUUCGCCGAGGAAAACCCACAAAUCACAAAGUCUUUGGCGAGGAUAUCGCUGUCUUGGCCGGAGAUGCGCUUCUCUCUUUUGCAUUCGAGCACAUGUCAGCAUCCACUAUUGGUGUCACGCCGGAACGAAUUUUGCGUGCUGUAGGGGAAUUAGCGAAAUCAUUUGGAACGGAAGGGCUGGUGGCUGGUCAAGUUGUGGACAUAAGCAGUGAGGGGCUUGCAGAUGUGGGGUUGGAUCAUCUAGAGUUCAUACACAUACAUAAAACCGCAGUCUUGCUUGAAAGCUCGGCGGUUCUUGGGGCGAUUCUGGGAGGUGGGUCGGAUGAGGAGGUGGAAAAGUUGAGAACAUUUGCCAGGAACAUUGGGCUUUCGUAUCAGGUGGUGAAUGAUAUUCUAGAUGUGACAAAGUCAUCACAAGAAUUGGGGAAGACCGCCGGCAGGGAUUUGGUAUUGGAUAAGGCUACAUAUCCAAAGCUGAUGGGAAUAGAGAAGUCCAAACAGUUUGCAGAGAAGCUGAAGAAUAAUGCAGUGGUGCAACUCCAAGGGUUUGACAUGGACAAGGCGGCGCCUUUGAUUGCUUUAGCUAAUUACAUUGCUUACAGGCAGACCUAGUUUGUUGUUCUAUAAUCUGAAACUCUUCGCUUUUUUGAAGUGGGAAUCUGGACACAUUCUCCUUAUUGUUAAGAGGAAAUUCUGAAUAAAAGAAGCAGACUACGUAUUGUUCUACAGGGUAUCGUUCUAAAUUAGGUUUUCUCUCUUUCUCUCUUUUAUUAUUAUUUUAUUUUAUUCCUGCUUGUCAUGCUGCAGACUCUUGAAUGAAAUGAAUAUUGCUGU
Rubroshorea leprosula is the source of this 2458-nucleotide messenger RNA. NCBI's taxonomy places the organism in Eukaryota, Viridiplantae, Streptophyta, Magnoliopsida, Malvales, Dipterocarpaceae. The record is from the annotation of a GenBank genome assembly.